AUGUCCCGUCGGAAGCAAGCAAAACCACAGCAGCUGAGAUCGGACGAGGACCCUUCACUUCUGGAGCUGCUCCCUGAACACGUCUCAGGUGAAGGACUGGAUGAUUCAGACAGUGGAAAUGAGAGCCGCAGUGGGAGUGAAGAGAUCCAUGUGUGUGAAAAGUGUUGUGCGGAGUUCUUUAAGUGGUCUGAUUUCUGUGAACAUCUGAAGACCUGUACCAAGAAUCCACUUGUGUUAAUUAUCAGUGACAAUCAAGUGAUUUCAGACCAAGCACAGGACUACCCACCUGAGCCAUCACCCAUGCCCAGCUGCAGCAGUGAGCCAGCAGACAGUGAAGAUGUAGUAGAGGAAAGCCACAUGCCCACUGAAGAUGUUGAAGGAGCAGAGAUGAUGUUGGACCCGGGUGCUGUUCUGGAGAUAGAAUAUGAGGCCAUGGAAGUGGAACUGUCUCCUGAGAAACCCAUCAAUUCUGAAGAUCAAGUUACACUGUCAGAGCCAGACAUAAGCCUAUCUCAACUUGAAGAUAUUAAGCAGUCUUCUGGGGCAGGAUAUACUAUACCCAGCACUAAUGUCACAUUGGAAACACUGCAUGGAACCCGUGUGGCUGUGGCUCAGUUCUCUCAGGGUGCCCGGGGAGCACUAGCUGGUGAAGUGUCAACUAUGGCCAUUCCUAUGAUCCUUGACCAGCUCAUGGCCUUGCAGCAACAACAGCUCCACCAGCUUCAAUUGAUAGAGCAGAUUCGGAGCCAGGUGGCACUAAUAAACAAACAGGCCUCCACACAGACAGCUGUCAACCAUCAAGCAGACCACAGCAUGAAUGCAACCUUAGAAGUAACCUCAUCUUCCAACAUACCCACAAUGCCUGGGCAGCUUCAUCUACGUGGCUUCAUUACACCACCUGAGCAUCAACUUCCAAUCAAAGGGCCCUCCGAUUUCAAUGGACAGGUCUCAGCCUCAUUAUCUUCAGCUCUGGAGGUAGCCUGUGUUAGUGUUCCUCAGACAGUUGGCCAGCUGGCCAGUUCUGGGAUGAAAAACAAUAUCACAAUUAAUUCCUUAUAUCCAACAACCAGUAAUGUGGUUCCUUCUCAAAUGUCACCAUGCUCAGCGUCGAUUAGCAGCAGUAGCUGCACCAGUAGUAGCACAGGAACUGGGGGUAAAAUAAGUUGUGGUAUUUCACUUCCAAAAAACACACUUAGUCCUCUAGCACCGAGUCAUGGAAGAUUGCUAACAUCCCCCUCCAGCCUUCCUCUCGUACCUCACAGCUCAUCCAACAGUGUUAUCUUCCCUAAUCCUCUAGCCAGUAUUGCAGCCACAACAAAUGCGCUUGAUCCUCUUUCCGCCCUAAUGAAGCACCGCAAAGGAAAGCCCCCAAAUGUCUCUUUGUUUGACACCAAACCCAACUCAGAAGAUCCCUUCUUCAAACACAAGUGCAGAUUUUGUGCCAAGGUGUUUGGAAGUGACAGUGCCCUGCAAAUCCAUCUUCGCUCCCAUACUGGUGAAAGGCCUUUCAAAUGCAACAUUUGUGGUAAUCGCUUCUCCACAAAGGGUAACUUGAAGGUUCAUUUUCAGAGACACAAAGAAAAGUAUCCUCAGAUUCAAAUGAACCCCUAUCCAGUUCCUGAGUAUCUGGAUAAUGUUCCAACUAGCUCAGGUAUACCUUAUGGCAUGUCAUUGCCCCCAGAAAAACCUGUUACCACAUGGCUGGACAGCAAACCGGCUUUGUCUACAAUCCCAACAUCAAUAGCACUGCAGCUCCCUCCAACAAUACCCAGUAUUAUAGGAAGCUAUGGGGAUUCAAGUAGUUUUACCCCUUUAAGUAGGUCACCUCAAAUGCCAUCACCCCCAUCAAGCGAGUGUGCAUCUAUGUCUCCUAUUCACCUAAUUGCUGAGGCUAGUAUUGCACAAAUGUCCAGUUCACCACAGCAUAGUGUGGCAAGUGACACACCUCCAGUUCUAAAAUCCGAAGCCUUUCAUCUACCACUCACCUCCACCACCAGGCCUGGAGAAACCAGCAUAAUGACUACUUCCAUACACCAAGUAUUCUGUUUAAACACUCCCAGUAUUAUGAGCUCAGAACCAAGCACAGUCAAAUUUGACAAUGGACACAGUAAACCACCGGCCAUGUGUGAGGGGUGCCACUUACCAGCUGGCCCCCAGGUACCUACCACAACCCCUCAGACAACAAUAAGCCCCAACCUUACACCAAAGCUGGCACCACCUCCACCUCGGCGGACCCCCAAACAACAUAACUGCACCUCUUGUGGGAAGAAUUUUUCAUCAGCCAGUGCUCUUCAGAUCCAUGAGCGCACUCAUACAGGAGAAAAACCAUUUGGUUGUUCCAUCUGUGGCAGAGCCUUCACCACAAAGGGAAAUCUGAAGCUUGUUUAG
Sinocyclocheilus grahami is the source of this 2388-nucleotide messenger RNA. RefSeq names its product sal-like protein 3. Gene Ontology annotation, biological process: regulation of transcription by RNA polymerase II. Gene Ontology annotation, molecular function: DNA-binding transcription factor activity, RNA polymerase II-specific; RNA polymerase II cis-regulatory region sequence-specific DNA binding. The coding region runs from base 1 to 2388 and encodes 795 amino acids. The record is from RefSeq and is a predicted model, not a curated record. Lineage: Eukaryota; Metazoa; Chordata; Actinopteri; Cypriniformes; Cyprinidae. Gene Ontology annotation, cellular component: nucleus. The transcript has 4 exons.